AUGACACGGUUCAACUACGCCUCCCCCGAAGACAUUGUGCGCCUUCUGGAGCUGCACCUGCAAGGCAAUGAGCUGACAGUCGAGUCGCUACCCAAAUUGGCGCGUGUGAUCACACUCAGCAUUGGAGACCUGCAGGAUCUAUAUUUAUCCCAAAUUCAGAUCGAAAUCCGCACGGCCGACCAGAAGGCGAAGUGGGAAGGGUUCCUGCAAUCAUUCAGGGACUGCUAUAUGCUGAAACGGGUGGAUGUUGGAGACAAACCCCUCAGUCCGAUGGGGAUGGAAAUCCUGGUUCGGACCUACAUUCGGAGUCGGUUGGAUUUUGCUGACGAUGUAGACGAUCUCGCUGAUAUUCGCAGCCCGAUAUCCGGUGAAAUAGUUGACUGGACGCCUCAGCCAGCUCCCCAGUCCAAAUUGAGGUCGGCGAUUGAACACAGGCAUUUCGCCCGCGCCCGUAGUUUGCGCUCUGUGCCCUACUUGAUCGUGUCGAAUAUGGCCAUGACCCGUGGCGCCGUGAUCCAUCUGUCGAGCAUGAUGACCACCCAGAAAUCACGAGAGUAUCUCCGUUCAUUUCUGCCUGCAGGGAAAGUGGUGAUGCUCCCACAAGAAGCGCGAAAUGUCUGCCGCAGUAUCAUCUGGUUGCCGAACGACACAUUGACUUCACAGUUGCGCGAGUUACUUCAUUGUGCAACCACACUCGCCGAUCAGACCCCGGGAUGCUCUAGCGAUGUCUCUGGUAACGAAUGGUUCCGGACACUGCCAUCUCCCAAACCCAACCAGCGCGCCAGAGAGAACUGCCUCCUGCAGAGCGUGUUCCAGAGUAAUCGCCAUUUCGAGUAUGAGCUGCUCACCAAGAAAAUCGUCCUGGAGGCGCUCGAAGCCGAAGGAGUUAAUAAUUCCGAGCUGUGGUGCGCAGCUGUCAACAUGCUGGCCAAAGGGCGGGCCGUCAUGAUUGACGACAAACAUCGUCCGACGCUCCAACCACUAUCGGUUCCGCAGACGGCCUUGACGCGGUACAUGCCCGAGUUCAACCGAAACUUUCCCGAGCUGGGCUCGGAUCCCUGGAGUUUGAUGAAGGAUCAAUUCGCUCUUCUGUCAGCCAGUUCGGGCGAGUCGCCGCAGAAGAAUGGCCGCUUCGGGCUCCCGUUGGAAGUCUGGUGCCGCAUCGUUGCCGAGGCUGUUGGCGCGCAGAACGUCCUCACUGACCAGCAGCAGAUGCAGAUCAUGCGGUAUGCCGGGGAUUGGAAUACGUUGACAGGGGAAUGGCAGAAUGAGUUGCAGCCACUGUUGGUAUUUCUGGAGGCGGUGCAGUGCCUAACAUACUCAGACUGA
This is a messenger RNA of Penicillium alfredii, 1329 nucleotides long. RefSeq lists its product as uncharacterized. The transcript is spliced from 3 exons. The record is from RefSeq and is a predicted model, not a curated record. The coding region runs from base 1 to 1329 and encodes 442 amino acids. Lineage: Eukaryota; Fungi; Ascomycota; Eurotiomycetes; Eurotiales; Aspergillaceae.